Messenger RNA from Salvelinus fontinalis (brook trout), 2830 nucleotides. RefSeq names its product tafazzin, phospholipid-lysophospholipid transacylase (gene tafazzin). The record is from RefSeq and is a predicted model, not a curated record. Gene Ontology annotation, molecular function: 1-acylglycerophosphocholine O-acyltransferase activity. Bases 637 to 1425 code for a protein of 262 amino acids. Gene Ontology annotation, biological process: inner mitochondrial membrane organization; cardiolipin acyl-chain remodeling. Lineage: Eukaryota; Metazoa; Chordata; Actinopteri; Salmoniformes; Salmonidae. The transcript has 11 exons. Gene Ontology annotation, cellular component: mitochondrial membrane.
GCAGGCCAAACAGACCAGGCCGGGUUAGAGAAGUCAAUGAGAUUAGUGAAACAUUCUUAAUUAGUUGUUCAUUUUCUGAAAAUCUAAAGGCACAAUCUAGAUUCGAGUUAAUGUAUUAAGUAGUUUAACAUAUUAUUCCUCCAACCUCAUGAAAGUGACAAACUGACACGUUAUCAUUUUCGUCAAAAACAACUUUAUAUCAAAGGAGUGCCUCUGAUUUGCGGCACGCACAUGCGCAGUUAGACGACCCUUAGACCAGAUAACUUGAUUCUGCGCAGCAUUUUGCUCUCUAACGUCGCCAUUACAUCGGCUACAAGCGUGAACGGGGAUUUCUAUUGGAGAAGCAGUUUCGGACUAUCUUCAUACUGUACUGUUUGAUUAUAUAUCAGUGGUGGAGAUGGAAUGAGGGGAAAUGAAGGAACAGACGUCGUUUCAAAGCGUCAAUGAGUAGAUGGAAGAAACACACACAACAACCAUUUGUUUACAUCGAUUCAGAAAUGUUGGUUAAAUUCGUUAGAGGUAAUGAACUACAGCUCCCACAAACCAUAGCAGAAUGAGCAUUCUUCCGGGUUCUUCGAACGUGCUAGUUAUCAGCUGAAAGCAUAAGGUGGAUGUGUGUUCCGUUGGUGAGCAGCGAUGCCCCUGGAGGUGAAAUGGCCGUUCCCACAGUGCCCGCAGCUGGCCUGGAAGGUGACCAGCACCCUGGUCAUGGGCGUUGUGGGCUCAUACAGCUACUUCUGGACCAAGUAUCUGAACUGUAUUACGGUUCAUAAUCAGGAUGUUCUAUUUGACCUGAUAGACCAACGUCCACCGGACACACCCCUCAUCACACUGUCCAAUCACCAGUCCUGCAUGGACGACCCACACCUCUGGGGAGUUCUGAGACUCAGACACCUCUGGAACUUCAACAAGAUGCGCUGGACUCCGGCAGCGUCGGACAUCUGUUUCACCAAAGAGUUACACUCCAGAUUCUUCAGCAGAGGGAAGUGUGUUCCCGUCUGCAGAGGUGACGGGGUGUAUCAGAAAGGCAUGGACUUUAUCCUGGAGAAGCUGAAUGGAGGGGACUGGGUACACAUCUUCCCUGAGGGGAAAGUCAACAUGACUGAGGAGUUCAUACGGCUGAAAUGGGGUGUGGGCCGUCUGAUAGCAGAGUGCUCCCUUAACCCUGUCAUUCUGCCUGUGUGGCAUGUAGGUAUGAGUGAUGUCUUGCCCAAUGAGCGCCCCUACAUCCCUCGUACUGGACAGAGAAUCACAGUCCUGAUCGGGAAUCCAUUUACAGUCAAAGACCUUCUGGAGUCACUCCGACAACAGCAGAAGAGCCAGAUGGAGAUGAGGAAGGCCCUGACAGAUUCCAUCCAGGAGGAGUUUCGUAGCCUGCGGACCAAGGCUGAGGCUCUCCACCAGCGGGUACAGACCACUACCUGAGCCCCAGGCUCCAGCCCGGCCUCCACACCUGGAGCCUACCCUAACCUCAGGGUACCAACUCAAUAUAGAGUGGACAAAGAGACUAUACACACACACACAAACAGUAAACUAUAUUCACACACACACACACACCUGUGCCUCAUAGUGUGUGCAGUCCAACCUGCUGUCUGAUAAACCAGUGGUCACCAAUGUGAUAAUUGCAAGGAGAAUCCUGCGAUGCCCUUCAAAAAUCAUUCAGUCAACAUACAGGCAACGCUGAGAAAACAUACAGGCAACGCUGAGAAAACAGUGUUUGAAACCAAUUCAAUGGGAAUGUCCAUAGAGCCAAUGUUGUGUUUAACAGGCGUUGUACCAACUGUCCCGUUCCCUCCCGUGUUAUGAAGUCAUGUGACACUCACCUCUGUCCCCACGGUAACAGCAGAACUAGGAGUAGUGGAGUGAAGUGUGGUGCCCAUGGUAACAGCAGAACUAGGAGUAGUGGAGUGAAGUGUGGUUCCCACGGUAACAGCAGAACUAGGAGGAGUGGAGUGAAGUGUGGUGCCCACGGUAACAGCAGAACUAGGAGUAGUGGAGUGAAGUGUGGUGCCCACGGUAACAGCAGAACUAGGAGUAGUGGAGUGAAGUGUGGUGCCCACGGUAACAGCAGAACUAGGAGUAGUGGAGUGAAGUGUGGUGCCCACGGUAACAGCAGAACUAGGAGUAGUGGAGUGAAGUGUGGUGCCCACGGUAACAGCAGAACUAGGAGUAGUGGAGUGAAGUGUGGUGCCCACGGUAACAGCAGAACUAGGAGGAGUGGAGUGAAGUGUGGUGCCCACGGUAACAGCAGAACUAGGAGUAGUAGAGAAGUGAACUGUGGUUCUGAUCCUCUGGCAGCUUAGCAGGAACUGACAUACAGCCAGGAAAAACUACGGGUCCUAAUCACAAGUCCUUUCACUUUGUGCCCUCAAUCUCUCUCUCUCUUGUACUCUGUUUCUCUCCCGUUCUCCAUCUCUGUUUCUCUCCCGUUCUCCAUCUCUGUUUCUCUCCCGUUCUCCAUCUCUGUUUCUCUCCCGUUCUCCAUCUCUGUUUCUCUCCCGUUCUCCAUCUCUGUUUCUCUCCCGUUCUCCAUCUCUGUUUCUCUCCCGUUCUCCAUCUCUGUUUCUCUCCCGUUCUCCAUCUCUGUUUCUCUCCCGUUCUCCAUCUCUGUUUCUCUCCCGUUCUCCAUCUCUGUUUCUCUCCCGUUCUCCAUCUCUGUUUCUCUCCCGUUCUCCAUCUCUGUUUCUCUCCCGUUCGCCAUCUCUCUCACCUGAUCCCUCCUGAUUGUACUGUUAUGCAUCCUCGGUUCAGUCAUCUCUGAUCUCUAUUGAUCACAUAUCUAUUACUGUGAUUGAAACAAUGACACCAAUAAAGUACUGCAUUUUGUUCA